UUAACGUAUUGAUUUAUUGUCCAUACAAUACAUACAGCGGCCAGCGCAUUCGUAUCGUUGUUGUAUGUAUUUAUUUAGUGUGAUACCGAUACGAGUGUUGUAGCUACAAUACAUACGUAUAUAUCAGUAAGCUCGUCGGCUGUGCUUUAAAGUAAAUACAACUACACACGUAGAAACAAUAUCUAAUAGGUAUCAUUGAGAAUGGUGGGGUUUUGGCAACCGCAGCAGAUGGUCAUGUCGCCCGAGAUGAAGGCACAGAUUGAGGAAUACUAUGCAGAGUUCUCAUCGUACGGUUUGUUCACUACCGCGAGUGACAAGCUGGCGGGGUUCCUUGUGAUCAGUAUGCUCCUGCUGACGCUAUUGACGCCGAAAGUAUUCAAUCUCGAGCAUCAGUUCACGUUCUAUGCCAGCUACCACAACAACUUCUUCAAUAAGUUAAUACACUUUUUAUGUAUCUGGCCGAUCUUCUGGACAUCUCUCGUCUUCUUCGCGCACACGUCGCCGAUUCACAAUCUUCCGGACAUUCUGCAAAGCAUGUUGGAUAUGAUACCUGCCCAGUAUAACCAGUAUAUGGUCCCGGAUUGGUCCGCAAUUGUUGCCGAUUUCUACUGUAUCUACUACCUGGUUUUGGAUCCCGCGGGAGGCAUGGUUGCUGCCGCACUAGUGGGCUUCUGCUAUACCACCGCACAGAUGUUCACACAAGGCUACUGGGAGACCGUCAUUAGGCCAGAGAUCCCUAUUGACUUUGUGCAAGGCCUGUCCGCCGGACAAGCCGCGCUAGUGCUGCACGUGACUGCGUGGCUCUUCCAAUUCUGGGGACAUGGUAUCCACGAAGGACGGGCGCCCGCUCUCACUAAAAACCCGGCCCAGGCGUUCCUCAUGGCACCGUACUUUGUGCUCCUGGAGGUGCUAUCCAUCUUCGGCUACCAAGCCGAACUUCACGAGCGCGUACACAAAAAGGUGAUAGCCAAUAUCGCCCAAUUCGAUGCGGACGCAGCGGCGAAAAAGAAUAAGAAAUCAAACUGAGCCACGGACGGACGAGCAAACGUGUUCGGCUACAAUAUUGAACGAUGUAAAUAUUAUGAAAAAUAUUCCUAAAGACAAGCUCCAUGCGCUUCCGUUGUGCUUUGUUUAGUAUGAAGCCUUCCGAUGCUGCUGUAAGUCUUUGUGGUAUUCACUUUUGUACAAUAUCAAUGAACAAUGAACCAAAAAUAAAUUGGGUCUGAUCCGAUGCCACGGAAUGUCAGUACCGAACUUCUAAUCGCUGGCCACAUGGGUUUGCUUAGAUUUCAAAAGGUCCACUGUGCGAG
This is a messenger RNA of Sphaeroforma arctica JP610, 1310 nucleotides long. RefSeq lists its product as hypothetical. Gene Ontology annotation, cellular component: endoplasmic reticulum. Gene Ontology annotation, biological process: sphingoid catabolic process. Bases 202 to 1026 code for a protein of 274 amino acids. The record is from RefSeq and is a predicted model, not a curated record. The transcript has 7 exons. Lineage: Eukaryota; Ichthyosporea; Ichthyophonida.